CUUUCAUUAUGACGUAGCGGUGUAGUUUGCGCCCGAGGAGGAAGAUUAUAAAUUUUUUUCUCUCCCUGCUACAUGCCGCACCUUUCUGCAGAUUUCAGAGGUGCCAGGGAGUGGUAAGUCAACAUGAGUUCACUGAAGAGGGGAACCCGGAAGGGUCUACAUGUGGACCAAUCAGAGCUGUUGUGCAAGAAUGGAUGUGGUUACUAUGGCAACCCGUCCUGGCAGGGGUACUGCUCCAAGUGUUACCGCGACAUCGUGCAGAAGUCGCGGCAGCGUCAGAUCGAGAGCGACCACGAGUACGCCAAGCGGCUUCAGCAGCAGUACGCCGCCGAGAACCGCGGGAGCCCUGGUGCCAGCGGAGGCUCAGGUAGCGGACGUGAGCUGUCGUUCUCCAAGUUUGAGGAGAAAAAGACUCAGCACACUGGAUCAAAAACUCGCACCGUAAAGAAACUGUUUAAAAGCAAAUCCUCCAGCACUGUGAAGGGGAGUCCAAGCCAGGAAGGGAAACUCACUCCACAGGCGUCGCCAAAAGAGCCCGUACUCAGCCCUGAGAGCCAGAAAACUGUCAACGAGUUCAUAGAAGGGUUACGGAUCGUCCGCAGCAGGGCGUUCGCUCAGGAGUUGUACAAGUCUGCCCAGCACUUCAUCCACCGCAUGCAGAACUCCGCCUACCUUCCCAUCGAGGAACAGUCGGAGAUGGUGCACGAUUUCUACAACAGCAUGAGUGAGCGGCUACAGAAGCACCCCACGGCUGGAGGGCUGACAGCGGAACAGCAGGCACAGCUGCUGGACGGGGUGGAGAAACACAUCACCACCAGGCUGCACCAGCUGCUCUUCUGCCCUUCCAUAACAGAUGAUGAGCAGAGAGACCUCAAACUCCAGGACCGCAUCCGCUCCCUCAACUGGGUCACGCCGCAGAUGCUGGACACGGGGAUCAAGGAAGACGACGCCCAGGUGCAGGGGCUGACAGACCAGGCCAUCGCUGCCAUCAUCGAGGUGGGAUCCCAGCGGUCUCCCCAGGAGAAACUCAGCUGCCUGGUCAGGUGUUGCCAGCACAUCUUUGAGCUGCUCCGCGUGUCCCACGAUGCUCCCGCCAGCGCAGACGAGUUCCUACCGGCUCUAAUUUACAUCACCCUACGAGCCAACCCACCCCUUCUUCACUCCAACGUACAGUACAUCACUCGGUUUGCUAACCCUAGUAGGCUGAUGGCGGGAGAGGCCGGGUACUACUUUACCAACCUGUGCUGUGCCGUUGCCUUCCUGGAGAGUCUAGACGCUCAGGCCCUGUCUCUGAGCCAGGAGGACUUUGAUAGAUACAUGUCGGGAGAAGCCGUCCCUCCCAAACCUCAACAGAACGACCAGGCGGAUGGAUACACAUGUGAGGGCCUCAUCCUCAUGCAGGAAAACAUCAAGGGCCUGAAAGAACUGAACGCAAAACACGACAAACUCAUGGAGGAUGCCAAACAGCUGCAGCAGGAGAUGCAGGGUUUUCGGGACGGUGUGAUCAAGCAGAUUCAGGACGUGCUUGCCCGUACUCCCCUGGACAUCAAGCCCCGCCAGCCGUUACAGUUAGCGGGCACACCCGACUCACCUAACCAACAGGACCUACUUCUGAGCCCCUCUACUGUCGGAUAUCCACAAGCCGGCGCUGGGCUGCAGGCUGUUACACUGGACACAGAAAACGAAGACAACUUAAACCUGCCACCCCCGCUAGUACCACAGGUGGUAUCUACCCAGGCAGCUGAUAGCAGUGGGCCCUAAGUUUGUGGAACAGUACAGGGAAUUUUUUGUUGUUGUUGGCCACAGGAAUGACAAGCCUAAUGACAUUUAUUUUUGUCUCAUGUAUUGUAAACAGUCGCGCAUAGUGCAGACUUGUUUUAAUAAUACAAUGUAAAUCCCAAGGAAUAUGUCAAUCAUGUCAAUGGUUCUUCUGUUGAACCUUGUAAUGUGCUCAUGUACAGUAUUUACGUAAUGUCCCAUUCAGUGUUAUUCUGGUCUACGACUGCUUUAUCAAAAGGGAAGGAACUUUGUACAAGAUGUAAAUAUAGAGAAAAUCUACAGUAUUAGUCAUCCAUAUGCUACAGCUACUCAUUUCCAUUGCGGUAUUUAUCACUUCGUCGACCAAAUCAAGUACCGUAACUCUGUGAAAUACAUAUUUACACUAAAGCAAGUUAACAGAGAUUGGUGGAUUGAUACACACUAAUAAGUCAACUUCUUUUCAUCAUACAGAUGAUUUAGAAAAAUUAUAAGAAAAGAUGUAUAGUACCAACUACUGAGUACAAUACCUUCUUGAAAUAAGACACUGUCUUAUACCCUCUAAUUGUGUAGUAAAGACAUGCUGCAGUUAGACAGGUACAUGCUGUAGAUGUAAUUGAUAAUUGUAUGCUGCAGGUUACCCAGAACUAGGGACAAUUGACUUUGUAGACCAAAAAGAGCUAUAGAAAAUGCAAGAGCAAAAAUAUAGCACAAGCAUGAUAACGUGCAACAAAUACAUGUAUUAAGGGAUUUAUAAAAGCUGUAUCUGUGCUAACAGUGAAUAAACUUCAGAGUAGUUGUUACACACACACAUGAUGUUUGUUUUAUAUUGUGUGUAUUAUUUACACCAUGAGAGGUAUAGAGAAGUAUUCUAAGGACAAUUUAUUAGGUUAUUUAUUCAACAACCUUUGGGUUUUUGUGAUUUAUUCAACAGCCUU
This is a messenger RNA of Branchiostoma belcheri (Belcher's lancelet), 2693 nucleotides long. Its product is annotated as rab5 GDP/GTP exchange factor-like. The transcript is spliced from 2 exons. The coding region runs from base 124 to 1761 and encodes 545 amino acids. NCBI's taxonomy places the organism in Eukaryota, Metazoa, Chordata, Leptocardii, Amphioxiformes, Branchiostomatidae. The record is from RefSeq and is a predicted model, not a curated record. Gene Ontology annotation, molecular function: DNA binding; guanyl-nucleotide exchange factor activity; zinc ion binding. Gene Ontology annotation, cellular component: endocytic vesicle; cytosol. Gene Ontology annotation, biological process: vesicle-mediated transport.